UAAUAAAAUUAAACAUGCAAUACCUUUGCAUCUAUUGCAAUUCCUCACUGAACUGAACUUGCUAUAAGUCACACACCUGCAUUUACUCUUAGCUAUAUUUGGCUGCAUGGAUUUGCAAAUGACGUCACUCUUCAACGCUGACGUCACACAGUGGGAAGAGAAGAUGUGCGCUUCUAUAAAAGUAGUGACACCUAUGAGUCCAGUCAAGGAUUACAUUUACGAGUAAACUUAAGAUGUAAACCACGAGUCUGUUCUUUAUGGAAAAGCGAACAGUCGACUUUCAGUUCGUGGAACCAAUUGUACUUGUCAACCUAUCAGACAUGAAUGAUUCACUGCUGAACGUAGGUUUGAAUGUGUCAGAAGUUCUCGUGCCUUUCGCCAACAUCUCGUCUCUGAGUCUGGACUAUCGCUCGCUCAUAAUUUCUGCCACUAUGUUUGGCGUCGGGGUCCUCGGAAACCUCGUGGCGAUCGUGGUACUUUGCAUCUCAAAAAAAGAGCAGAAGGAGACCACCUUCUACACUCUGGUGUGUGGGAUGGCCGUCACGGACCUGUUGGGCACCUGUUUCACCAGUCCGGUGGUCAUCGCCACAUACAUCGCGGGCAGGUGGCCGGGCGGAACGCUUCUGUGCCAUUUCUUCUCCUUCUCCAUGCUGUUCUUCGGUUCGGCGGGCAUGUCUAUUCUGUGCACAAUGUCAGUGGAGCGAUAUCUAGCCAUAAACCACGCGUACUUCUACUCUCAGCAGCAUGUGGACCGGGCCAUGGCUAGGUUCGCGCUGAUGGCGACGUACCUGGCCAAUAUCGUUCUGUGCAUCAUGCCCAGUUUUGGUUUUGGAAAGCACACGAAACACUUUCCGGGAACUUGGUGCUUCUUGGACUGGCGCGCCAUGGACUCCGUCGGCGCCGCUUACACAUUUCUAUACGGUGGUUUCAUGGUGCUGUUAAUCGCCAUUACCGUCCUGUGUAAUUUCGCCGUGUGUCGUUCACUGGUCGGGAUGAGUAAAAUGAGUCGCACUGUGAGGGCAGAGAUAUCCGGACACACAGGCUCCAGGCGCAGAUUCAAACUAACAUCUGCAGCGGAGAUUCAGAUGUUCUGGCUGUUAAUUUUCAUGACCAUCGUGUUCCUUAUAUGCUCCAUCCCUUUAGUGGUCCGCAUUUUCAUCAACCAACUGUAUGAUCCGGCUUACAUUUCAUCAGGCAGAAGUCCAGACUAUCGCAGUGAUCUCCUGGCCAUUAGAUUUGCCUCCUUCAACCCUAUCCUGGAUCCGUGGGUGUACAUUCUGUGCAGGAAAAACUUAAUAACCAAAGGCUGUAUGCGACUCAAGCGUACUAUCGGACUGAGGAAAGGGGAUCAUAGUCGUGUUAUGGGUUGGAUGGACAGUCAGCACUCACCUCAGUCACUUGUUCAAAGCAAUUGCACAAGCUACGCGUCGUUGCGCACAGCCAUUUGUAGAAAUGACAUGGGUAAACAGACCAGCAUGAACACUAAAUCUUAUGUGGACUUAACCCUUCGCCAGGCAUGGGACUUUCAUGCAGCUCUGGCUGAGUUUCAUCCUUUCAGCGUUGAGCAGAGCUGUGUCAUGAGGUUUGAUGAAGACGAAGGAGAAUCAAGCCCCAAACUCCUCCCCAAGUCUGUAAUAGCACUACCAGCUGCUCAAAUAUUAGAAAAUAAAGCUGAAAUAGUAACUUGCACUUUCAGUACACCGAGUUCAUGUGAAUCAGAAAAGUGCUUGAGACAGUGACCUAGAUGCCAAUCUAGAUUUAUUCUGUAAAGCACUGUGAGAGAAAAAAAAAAAAAAAAAAAAACGUGUUCGUCUGUGUUAGUUUACAUUCACAAAUAAUUGUGUGAAUUUGCUUAAUUUUGAUCUGGAAAGAUCCAAUUUUAGGAGGCACUUGUAUGUCUCUGUUUUGUUUAAUGUGUGGUUAUGGAUAAGUUGCUUUUUUCUACCGUGCUGUGUCAUGUUGCAUGCUGGGUUGUACUUGACUGUGUGACUUGUAAAACUUUGAAUAAUUUAU
Molecule: messenger RNA, 2013 nt
Organism: Carassius gibelio (silver crucian carp)
Lineage: Eukaryota; Metazoa; Chordata; Actinopteri; Cypriniformes; Cyprinidae
Product: prostaglandin E2 receptor EP4 subtype-like
Exons: 2
Coding region: 258-1739 (493 amino acids)
Biological process (GO): positive regulation of cytosolic calcium ion concentration; adenylate cyclase-activating G protein-coupled receptor signaling pathway; negative regulation of inflammatory response
Cellular component (GO): plasma membrane
Molecular function (GO): prostaglandin E receptor activity
Source: RefSeq, a predicted model, not a curated record